AUUGCUGUAGUAUGAACGUUCAAUUUUUUUCUAAAAGUUUAUACGAAAAAAAACUCAGUUCUCCAACGCAGUGUAAGCUCUUAGUUGUCCAUCAGAUUAAAUGCAAAAUGUCCGAAAAUAACUCCGUGAAAGUUAUUAACUCUGUGCAGUGAACAUAAUGAAUAACAUGCAGUUGCUCUAAAAUCGCUCUGUAUGAGUUCGUAUUUAGUGUUUUCUAAGGGUAAGCACAGAUAGCUUUGCGAUGUUUUGUAACACAGAUUUGCCGAAAACUUUUAACUUCUACAUUGAGAGACAACAUUAAAAACCAGCAUGGCCAAACACAUGGUGCUGUCAUCAGGAUCUAAGCUCUGGAGGUCUUUCAGAUGUCCAAAAUCUGAGCUGCGCCUGGAUCUCACUCUUCCAUGUGGACAGUCGUUUCGCUGGAGAGAAACUGCAGAGGGACACUGGACUGGUGUGAUGGGAGGACGAGUGUGGACUUUGACCCAAACAGAAGACACUCUUUGGUACCAUGUGUACGACCAACAAGAGAAUCAGGAGAAAGGAAAUGAGAUGGAGAGAAGAGCUGGUGUUUCUUUCCAUGAACAAAGCAAAGCUGAGAAAACAUUUAAAGAGAAUGUGAAGGAGGAGCAGGAGCUGCCAGCUGGAUUUCAGAACACUGUGACUGAAGAGGAGAUGUUGAGAGAUUACUUUCAGCUCAGUGUAAAUUUAGGGGAUCUUUACAGGGAAUGGGGAGCAGCAGAUCCUCACUUUAAGAAAAUUGCAGACAUCUUCACAGGAGUGCGAAUUUUGCGCCAGGACCCCACUGAAUGUCUGUUUUCCUUCAUCUGUACCUCCAACAACCACAUCUCUCGAAUUCAGGGCAUGGUGGAGAGACUGUGCCAAGCUCUGGGCGCCCCUCUGUGCCAGCUGGAUCAAACCUGGUAUCACGACUUUCCUGCCCUGUCUGCUCUAGCAGACAGCAGUGUAGAGGCACGUCUCAGGGAUCUGGGUUUUGGGUACAGGGCUCGGUUCCUCCAGCAAAGUGCAAAGCAGAUUUUGGAAACCCACGGGCAGGACUGGCUGGACGGUUUACGGAAAGUGUCCUAUAUGGAGGCCCGUGAUGCUCUGCGCUCUCUCCCUGGGGUUGGCACCAAGGUGGCUGACUGUGCGUGUCUGAUGUCACUGGAUAAGUCGGAGGCCGUUCCCAUCGACACGCACGUGUGGCAGAUCGCAAAACGUGACUAUAGAUACGCUGCUGGCAAAGAACCAAAGAGCAUCACAGAAAAACUUCACAGAGAUGUUGGGGAUUUCUUCAGAAAGCUGUGGGGACCCUAUGCUGGAUGGGCUCAGUCAGUCUUGUUCUGUGCUGACCUCAAGAAGUUCAAAAACCUCAAAGAAGUAUCACAUCUGAAGCAACCAAAGGAGGAGGAAGAGCACCACGAAGAAAGAAUCACAGUGUGCCCGAAAACAACAGUGAAGAGAGAAUACAGUGGAGCUGGGAAGAAGCUGAAAUCUCAGUCAACCUGUCACAAGAAAGCGAAGGUGUCCGUGAAGAAAGAGAAGGUGGUGUGAGGUAAAGCUCAGAUUGCAUGGUACCCCACAUUUUACUCAUACCGCUAAAUCAACUUCAUUCAACAUCCCCACAAAUGGACUACUGUAUAUGGAUGAUUCAGAAAUUAAACAUAAUUCUGUUCUUUAUCGUCUGUAAUAUAACUCAUGAGAUCAAAACUUCAGGGGUGUUUAAAUGUGUGUGUGAUUGGUGACAGAGGUUUCAGGCCAGGGAUGUUCCAGUGGAGUGUUCUGUUGUACUUUAUAAUUUUUCCUUUUUUCCUUUUUUCCAUGAGUUUGCCACAGAAAAGCCAUUGCAUUGAAAAUAGGUUUUACAAUAAACGUCCAACAUCUCAUGAGCUGUUUUAUUUGUUUUGAGUGAAACAUAAUUUUCUACCAUAUUCAAUAAUGCUGACUGUUACUGAAAGCCACCAGUAGGUGGCAGCACUGCUCUCUGAGACUUUAUGCU
Messenger RNA from Salarias fasciatus (jewelled blenny), 1996 nucleotides. It is a transcript of the gene ogg1, whose product is annotated as 8-oxoguanine DNA glycosylase. The coding region runs from base 310 to 1551 and encodes 413 amino acids. Gene Ontology annotation, cellular component: nucleus. Gene Ontology annotation, molecular function: damaged DNA binding; 8-oxo-7,8-dihydroguanine DNA N-glycosylase activity. Gene Ontology annotation, biological process: base-excision repair, AP site formation; base-excision repair; nucleotide-excision repair. The transcript has 7 exons. The record is from RefSeq and is a predicted model, not a curated record. NCBI's taxonomy places the organism in Eukaryota, Metazoa, Chordata, Actinopteri, Blenniiformes, Blenniidae.